AGCUCAACUUACUCCUUUCAUUCAUUUGUGUAUCUUCUUCCUCUCUCUCUUUCUCUCUCUGUCUCUUUUUGCCCUAUCUUAUAGGGUUUCCAUGUCCUUCUAGCUCCGAUCUCUCUCAUGCAUUCGAGUUUUCAAGAUCUAUACGUUGGUUUGAUUGCGAUUAUUGCUUUCGGGUAUCUCUUUUUUGCUCUCUUUGGAGGGUUUCUCGGUGGUAGACGGUGUGAAUUUUACCUCCCGGGGUUUUUUGAGCUCAAUCCAUGUCUAAGCUCUUCGGAUUCGCUGGAACUGAUGAUUUUUGCCCUGGGGGGUCAAUAUUCAGAAACCCCAAGGAGCCUAGCCUCUUUUUGUCCCUUGGUCGUCAUGUGGAUGUCUAUUAUCCUUCCUGCAAGAGGACUCGUGUCAGCGCUCCAUUUGUUUUCAGUGAAGAGAGGUUUGAGCAGAAAAGACGGGCAUCUAUUGAAGUUCUGCCAGAUGAAUGUCUCUUUGAAAUUUUCAGACGUUUGCCCGGAGGGGAGGAAAGGAGCGCCUGUGCUUGUGUCUCCAAGCGCUGGCUUUCUCUUAUGAGCAAUAUGUCCAGGGAUGAACUCUGCAGUAAGAAAACUACCCAAUUGUUGAAUGAGUCUGUUGAAAAGAAUGGUGAGGUGAAAUCUGAGGCUGAAGAUCAAGAAAUUGAGGGUGAUGGGUGCCUUUCCAGGAGCUUGGAGGGGAAGAAGGCCACAGAUAUUAGACUUGCUGCCAUUGCAGUUGGAACUGCUAGUCGAGGAGGUUUGGGCAAGCUUUCUAUUCGUGGAAAUAAUUCUGGCCAUGGUGUGACAAAUGUAGGCCUGAAGGCAAUUGCACGUGGCUGCCCUUCACUUAGGGCUCUUUCCUUGUGGAAUUUGCCUCUGGUUGGUGAUGAAGGACUAUAUGAGAUUGCUAAUGGCUGUCACAUGCUGGAGAAGCUCGAUCUUUGUGGGUGUCCCGCAAUUUCUGACAAGGGUCUGAUUGCAAUUGCAAGGAACUGCCCAAAUUUGACUGAGCUAACUAUAGAAUCUUGUUCAAACAUUGGGAAUGAUGGUCUGCAAUCUGUUGGCCGUUGCUGCACCAAUCUAAAAUCCAUCUCAAUCAAUGACUGCCCAAUUGUUGGGGAUCAAGGGAUUGCAGGCCUUGUAUCUUCUGCUACAUAUGUUCUGUCAAAGAUAAAGCUCCAGGCUUUGAACAUUACUGAUGUGUCUCUAGCUGUGGUUGGACACUAUGGUAAGUCAGUUACUGAUCUUGUCCUCACCAGCUUGCCAAAUGUGAGUGAAAGGGGCUUUUGGGUCAUGGGUAAUGGCCAUGGCUUACAGAAGUUGAAGUCCUUUACAGUUACAUCAUGCCAAGGAGUGACAGACAAUGGACUUCAAGCUGUGGGGAAAGGUUGCCCAAAUUUAAGGCAGAUCUGCCUCCGGAAAUGUGCAUUCUUAUCUGAUAAUGGACUGGUCUCUUUUGUAAAAGCUGCAGAGUCACUAGAGAGCCUGCAAUUGGAGAAGUGCCACAGGAUUACCCAACUUGGGUUUUUUGGUUCCCUUUUCAACUGUGGGGCAAAAUUGAAGGCUCUUGCUGUGAUGAACUGCUUGGGAAUUAGGGACCUAAAUCUGGAAUUACCACAGCUGUCUCCUUGCAAAUCCCUACGUUCAUUGUGCAUACGAAACUGCCCGGGUUUUGGUGAUGGUAGCUUGGCUCUUUUGGGGAAGUUGUGUCCUCUGUUGCAGCAUGUGGAAUUGAGUGGACUUCAGGGUGUAACUGAUGCUGGGUUUGCUCCAUUGCUUGAGAACUGUGAGGCUGGUUUGGUAAACGUCAAUUGUAGUGGCUGUGUUAAUUUGUCUGACAAAGUGGUGUCAGCAAUGACCGAGAAGCAUGGUUGGACUCUCGAGUUGCUGAACCUUGAGGGAUGUGUGAAAAUUACUGAUGCAAGUUUGGCCACAAUUGCAGAGAAUUGCUUGUUGCUCAGUGAACUCGAUGUCUCAAAGUGUGCCAUCUCAGAUUCUGGGCUUGCUGUCAUGGCUCGGUCAAACUCGCUCAAUCUCCAGAUCCUUUCAGUAUCUGGUUGCUCUAUGAUAUCAGACAAGAGCUUACCCGCCCUUGUAAAAAUGGGUCAGACUCUCGUAGGACUGAAUCUCCAGCACUGCAAUGCCAUUAGCUCCAGAACUGUUGAUCUGCUUGUGGAGAGGUUGUGGAGGUGCGAUAUCCUCUCUUAGGCAUGGGAAGGAUGGUGAAAGAUUAGGAGCAAACUUAAUGCAUUGCGAUCAAAGUACGUAGCUUCAGAUUCUAGUCAGCUUUUGUGAGUAGCAGCAGCAGCUUGUUUAGUUUUUGGGUCCAUGAGUCGUGGGUCUUUUCUUCUUCCGGUACUCGGUUCCUUUUUCCUGGGAGGAUGGCCAUUGAUCCCCUUUUUUUUAGCAGGCUUCUGUUCCAGAAACCUGUUAUAAAUAUUUUAGCCCCAAAAACGUUGGGGCUGCAACUUUCAUCAUGGCCGUAAUACCCAGAGAAUACAGUCAACUGGGUUCUGAUUCAUAGGUUUUCAUCUGUUUCCUGUUUCAGGGUUUUGACACUCGGGUGUUUUUAGCCUUGACCUUGUAUAUGGGUUGUGCCUGCAUGCUUGGUUUAGGCUUUUAUAUGAUCUACCAGUGUCGAGUCUGUCCAUUGUGUCUUGAUGUUUUUAUAGUCAUGUUUCGAACGUGAUGGUUUGGUUUGUUUUCCCCAAAGGGUGGAAUACAGUGUCUGAAAAUUGUGGAGGUUGCUGUUGGCAGUUGGAGGAUAUGGUGCCUUGUGGUCGUGGGCUUUGGCCAUGGCAGCAGUUUAAAGAGUCUGCCAUGACAACCUUUCUUCUUCAGGAAGAGGUUGUUUUUUUAUCUCUUGUAAUCCAAGCCCUUGUUUUUACAGGCUUCAUUUCUUCAAGAACUGUAUUUUGCAACCUCUUUGUGUAAUAAAAAUAUUUCCACCCUUUGUGUUGUAAGCUUCUUAUCUCAUGAAUGAAUGAAUAAUUUGGAUGUUUGCUUCCUUUAA
Manihot esculenta (cassava) is the source of this 3021-nucleotide messenger RNA. Its product is annotated as EIN3-binding F-box protein 1. Gene Ontology annotation, molecular function: protein binding. The transcript has 2 exons. NCBI's taxonomy places the organism in Eukaryota, Viridiplantae, Streptophyta, Magnoliopsida, Malpighiales, Euphorbiaceae. The record is from RefSeq and is a predicted model, not a curated record. Bases 258 to 2216 code for a protein of 652 amino acids. Gene Ontology annotation, biological process: SCF-dependent proteasomal ubiquitin-dependent protein catabolic process. Gene Ontology annotation, cellular component: SCF ubiquitin ligase complex.